GCGUCACGGCCAUGGCGGCGGCGAUGGCGGCCGGGGCCCGGCGGCGGGCGGCGGCCUUCUUGCUCUCGACUGUGGCUCGGCACCAGAGUUCCCAGAGCACAUCACUGCAGCAAGGGCUUGUUGCCAAAACCUCUCUCUCUUCACCCCCAUGGCCUGAAGUGAAGCUUCCAGAUCCAGCAGAAGAAGCAAAGCAUCAUGCAGAAGUGGUGCAGAGGGUGAACGAGAUGAUUGCCACGGGGCAGUAUGGGAGGCUCUUUGCUGUGGUCCACUUUGCCAGCAAGCAGUGGAAGAUCACCCCUGAGGACUUGAUUAUGAUGGACAACGCGCUGGAGGCUGAGUGUGGAGACAGGAUCCGGCUGGAGAAGGUGUUGCUGGUCGGUGCUGACGACUUCACUCUUCUUGGAAGGCCACUGCUGGGGAAGGACCUGGUCCGUGUGGAGGCCACUGUGAUUGAGAAGACAGAGUCCUGGCCCAAAAUCAACAUGCGCUUCUGGAAGAGGCACAACUACCAAAGGAAGAAAAUCAUCGUUCACCCACAGACUGUCCUUCGGAUCAACACCAUAGACAUUUUCCCCUGCUUGUCCUGAUGGGCUGCCUGGGCACGGGGUGGCCUCAGGCAGCCCUGCAAAUAAACCUGCCUUGUCACUGGAAA
This is a messenger RNA of Colius striatus (speckled mousebird), 652 nucleotides long. RefSeq names its product mitochondrial ribosomal protein L21 (gene MRPL21). The transcript has 7 exons. Lineage: Eukaryota; Metazoa; Chordata; Aves; Coliiformes; Coliidae. The record is from RefSeq and is a predicted model, not a curated record. Gene Ontology annotation, molecular function: structural constituent of ribosome. The coding region runs from base 12 to 587 and encodes 191 amino acids. Gene Ontology annotation, cellular component: ribosome; mitochondrial large ribosomal subunit.